This is a messenger RNA of Rotaria sp. Silwood2, 410 nucleotides long. The record is from the annotation of a GenBank genome assembly. Lineage: Eukaryota; Metazoa; Rotifera; Eurotatoria; Philodinida; Philodinidae.
AUGAACGAUGAACAAAGAUUUAAUUCUAAUUCAAACCAAAAUUUUAUGUCAUUUGAAUUUGAUUUCCAUAUUAUAGAACAAUUAUUUGAUAUUAUUAAACAAUUAACAAAUGUAUCUGACACUAAACUCAAUCAUAUAUUGGUUAUUUGCUUGAGAUUAUUUAAAGUACAUUUAAAAUAUUUAUUUACAUUAACAAAUUUUUCAUCAUCAAUGUCAUUUAUUAGUGAAAUUAUAAAUUCAUUAAUUUCAAAUGAUAAUUUAAAAUUAUGGUUUGAUACUUUAUUAAAAUUAAUUUUUGAAACUAAUGAAAAAUCUAACAUAUGUGCACAAGCAUCAGAAUGUCUUAUUCAACUUCUUGAUAGUAAAUUAUUUUCAUUUACAGAUAAAUUAUCUUUUAUUUAUCAAACUCU